Molecule: messenger RNA, 2319 nt
Organism: Anarrhichthys ocellatus (wolf-eel)
Lineage: Eukaryota; Metazoa; Chordata; Actinopteri; Perciformes; Anarhichadidae
Product: caspase-6
Exons: 8
Coding region: 49-960 (303 amino acids)
Biological process (GO): apoptotic process; positive regulation of neuron apoptotic process; proteolysis
Cellular component (GO): cytoplasm
Molecular function (GO): cysteine-type endopeptidase activity
Source: RefSeq, a predicted model, not a curated record
GAUUCAUUUUUCUGCGGUGGCAGUUGGAGCGGAGUCAAAGCAGGGACCAUGUCAAACACGACAGAAGACAGAUGUAAAGGAAGUGCUGCUAAACACUACAAAGCAGCAGAAGCACCAGACAGGGCGGCGAGCACGGAGAAUGUAACCGAGACUGAUGCCUUCAUCAGAAGCUCUUUAGCUCUGGACCCUGCAGAGGAGUACAAGAUGGACAACGGAAAACGAGGCCUCGCGCUCGUCUUUAACCAGGAGCGCUUCUUCUGGCGCCUUGGGUUAGGUGACAGGCACGGAACCAAUGCCGACCGCUACAACUUGGAGAAAAGACUGAAGGACCUGAACUUUGAAGUGAGGGCUUAUGAUAACUUCAAACAGGUGGAAGUUUUAGAUAAAAUCAGUGAAGCCGCCGAGGAAAACCAUUCAGACGCCGACUGCUUUCUGCUGGUCUUCCUGAGCCACGGAGAGAACGAUCACGUGUACACCCACGACGGCAAGAUCAGCAUUCAGCACAUCACAUCCCUGUUCAAAGGAGACAAGUGCAAGAGCCUCGUAGGAAAGCCAAAGAUCUUUAUACUACAGGCGUGCCGUGGAGAUAAGCACGAUGAUCCAGUGACUGCCUGUGAUGCCGUGGACAACGAGGGGAUGACAAAUGAAGUGGUGGUGGACGCCAGCGCUGUGCACACCCUCCCUGCUGGGGCCGAUUUCAUCAUGUGCUACUCUGUGGCUGAAGGCUACUACUCCCACCGGGAAACCAUCAACGGCUCCUGGUAUGUCCAGGAUCUGUGUGAGCUGCUUCGAAAGUACGGGGACUCCCUUGAGUUCACUGAAUUGCUGACGCUGGUCAACAGGAAGGUGUCGAUGAGGAGUGUUGGGAACAGUAAUGACCGCACUGCCAUUGGGAAGAAGCAAGUGCCUUGCUUUGCUUCCAUGCUCACCAAGAAACUUUACUUCCGGCAAAAAAAGUAACAGUUUCAGACCUCAAUCAAAACAGUGUCUCCUGGGAGAUUUGACAGAAUCUUACUGUUUUUUAAAAAUCUAUUUUUGAUGUGAACACUAUUAUUCACACAUGCGUUGAACAAUCAGCUAAUUGGUAGUAUUUACAGUGCAAUCAGUAGUUAUAAAAUAACAGGAACAACUUCUAUUCACUCCACUUCUGAAACAUCACGUCAUUCCAAAUAGUGUUUUCUUUUAUCAUGUUAAGUUUCUUCUGAAGAAACCAGACUUCUUGGGUGGGUCAAACCUUGACCUGGUUUAUAAAAGGUGUUGGAGGUUCUUUUUGCAUUUUCAAGAUUCUCUUUAGCUUAACUUUUUUUUUUUUUUUUUCAAUCGUGACAGAAAAGUGUAGAGGAUAGUUUUUCAGACUGUGUGGUCUUGUUGUAUUGGAUUGCAUUAUGUUUUACGGUGUUCCUGUUAUUUUGUCCAACCCAUGUAGAUCAGUACACUUUUUUUUGCACUCUCAAGAAAUUGCUUUUCAACUGCGAACCACAAUCUGUGUUCUUUUCCUUAGCCUUUUGUCACAUUUCCGCUUGCUUUAAUCUAGUUUAAACUACUCCGGUACCACACCAACGUUGCCUUAUCCCACAGCUGCCUUUUAGUUUUUCCUAAAUAGCAGAGUAGACGGUAGAAGCUGACAUUCCCGGCAGCCUUGGACGGGGAUUCUUUCCUCAGACUCUGAGGAAGCUGGAAAUGUCAGAUGAUUGUUUGUCUCGACUGUAAAAUCAGCUGCAGGAAUGUCUAGAACCAGACCAAUACUUCCCAAUGUUCUGUAUCUUGGGAGGCAGGUGACAGCAUGACAACCAGGUCACUCAUGAUUUUGUUCACAUCAGGGUUUAAUACUUCCUAAUCUCUCUAUAAGCACCAAUGAAUGGGUACUAUCUCUCAUAUCAAGGCACCACAUAAACAUGCCGUUUUGUCUUCAAGCUCGCUCCAUCAAAAAGGGAAUUCAUGUUUGUGCCGUUCUUUGUGUUGUAUCAAUUUACAGUACUACAUUUAAUAAUGCAUAUUUGCCCCCAACAUGGCAACAAUCACCUGUGUGUAAAGUACCUCAGGGAGGAGAGGUGUUUUUAAAGCUGUACUGUGGAUCUGAAACACUUGCAUCACAUGACCUAUGACUCAGGAAAAAACAAAGCUACCAGCAUUCAUUGGUCCUGGAUUAUUGUUGCGACUUUGCGUAUUCAAAUCGCUUAUGACAUUUCAGCUACUGUUUUGCUCUCCAUUGAGUGAAAACAUUUUAUAAAACUUUCAGUCUUUUUGUGGCAAAACGUGUAUUCGUGUGAUAUCUUUAUUUCCCCUGAAGUCUCCAUCCAUUAAAAGAACUUGGAGUUA